Messenger RNA from Humulus lupulus (European hop), 1008 nucleotides. RefSeq lists its product as uncharacterized. The record is from RefSeq and is a predicted model, not a curated record. The transcript is spliced from 2 exons. Bases 1 to 1008 code for a protein of 335 amino acids. Lineage: Eukaryota; Viridiplantae; Streptophyta; Magnoliopsida; Rosales; Cannabaceae.
AUGCCUCAGCAACCAAUGAAUCAAGCUCCUCCAGACAGGCCUAAUGAAUUACAGGCUGCAUUAUUGACUCUCACCAACACCCAGACUCAGUUCAUGACAGAGACUAGAUCUUCUAUCAGAAAUCUUGAAACACAAGUGGGGCAGUUGGCUAAUAUGCUAAAUAAUAGACCACAGGGAAACUUGCCUAGCAACACUGAAGUUAACCCUAAGGAGCAAGUUCAGGCAAUUACUCUGAGGAGUGAUAAACAAAUUGAGCAACCCAGUGUACAACAGUCAACAAUUCAGAAUAAAGAGUUAGGUGAGAAAUCUGAUACAAUUGGGAAAGGGGUUAUUGAAGACCACCAGAGUUCAGAAAAGAGUCCUCCAGUUGUUGUUGACCAGCCAGUUCGUGUUCCAUAUCCUCAAAGGCUUAGAAAAACUACUCUUGGUAAACAGUUUUCUAAGCUUUUUGAGGUGUUUAAAAAGUUACAUAUCAACAUUCCUUUUGCUGAGGCCUUGGAGCAUAUGCCCAGUUAUGUAAAAUUCAUGAAAGAAAUUCUGUCUAAGAAAAGAAAGAUGGAAGAUUAUGAAACUGUGGCGCUCACUGAAGAAUGUAGUGCAAUAUUGCAGAGGAAGCUGCCCCAAAAGUUGAGAGAUCCAGAGAGUUUUACUAUACCUUGCACAAUUGGACAAUUUGAAUGUAAGCGUGUUUUAUGUGAUCUGGGGGCGAGUAUUAAUCUGAUGCUCUUAUUGGUCUUCAGAAGACUUGGUUUGGGUGAGGCAAGACCAACAACAGUCACUCUACAAUUAGCAGAUCGAUCGGUGAAGCAUCCACGGGGUAUUAUUGAAGAUGUUCUUAAAACAGUCUCGAAAAGAAAGGUGAGUAGUGAUGCUUUAGAGGUUGUGUCAACAUGUGGUGAGGUAGAUGAUGAUGAUGUUGAGAUGAGAGAAUAUGUAGAUUGGAUUAAUUCUUACCAACCAUACAGGAAGAAGUUUGAAGAGUUAGCAAAGGGGCCUGAAAGACCAUGA